AUGGAAAUGGCAGAGAAGACAGACGAAGAUUGCUCUGUCUUCCCAAAUCAAACCCUUUUCGAACCUCACUUCUACAGCUGCGACAGUAAUGGUAAGAAAAGUUUUAUUUGUGAUACAGUAGACCGCACUUAAUGUUACAUAAAACAUUGAGUUAAAAAACUAAAAUAAGUUUAGUUUUACCGUGAUACAUUAGGUUUGUUACCGCGGUAAAUAACCCACGGUUUUUUUGCGGUUUGUCCAAACAAAAAUAGCCGGAUUAAAUUGUUCUUGAAUUUGUUUGAGAAGCGUGUGCACGAGCUUCAGAUUAUUAAUUAAACACACGUUAAUCACCGUCAUCGCACUUCACAGUGUUUGUUUGAGAAGACGGUGUUCAUACCAGUGACUAACUCCUUGUCGAUUGGUUAUGACACAAGUACUUUUAUUUUAUGACACAAAAUAUUUUAAAAUAGUAUCUAGUUUAAAACAGGGUUUGUGAUAGAAAAUAUGUGAUUCAGUAAAAAAAGCUUUUUAAAAAUCUUAUUUUGCCACCAUUAGUAACAUUGGCCCAAUUUGAAAUUUUUAUAACUGUAAAGGUAUUGUAACAUUUAAAAAAUUUCGAUAUUUUUUAACUAUUUGGCAGAAUUUUACCAAUGUUUUUAUUUAAAAGAAUUUAAAAUACACAGUACUCUUAAUAUCGUAUAUACCAUAUAAACAGUAAGUUGCUUUCAGACAAGUCAUCCCAAAUCUUUAAAUUGCACGAUCUGGCCCUUUCAAAUCAAACCGGUGAUUAUGUUUAUCCUCUGGACUUCACUCAGCCGCUUAGGGUCUUUUUUGAUUUGACCAGCUCAGCCAAUCGACGGUAAGUUUAACAGCGUACCAUAACUAAUAAAAUAACAUAAAAAUAAUAGAAAUUCGUUAUAAAUUAGAAUAAAAUAGAAUUGCAUAAAUUUUGUUUCAAAACAGUCGUACCUUUACUUAUCUAUCUUGCAGGUUUGAUAACAUCAGAGCUGAAGUGACAUUGUUCCGCCGAAGCGUAGGAUGGUUGGGCUGUGGAUGGUUUUACAUUCCAACGUUGGGAAUGUUAGAUAACUAUGACAUUUGUGGAGAAGACAACCUAAGUUGCCCCAUAUACUCAGGUCGACAGGUCGUUGAGGUUGUUUUAAGGCCCAAUGUUUUGUUUUUGGCGCUUAUGAAACUAAUACACAGUGAUCGGGUAAGUCAAGUUUUGUCCAAAGUAAAACAAGCACUAAAAGUAUAUUCUUUAUACACGUUUGAAAAAAACUGAAAGACAGGAUUAUGUACUAAAAGCGUUUCCAGGUCCCAUACCAAAUAAUCAUCAGGUUAAUCAACAAUCGCAGUUCGUCCGAGGAGUUGUUAUGUGCCGCCUUCCAAGCUCGACUAAACUUCUGA
Messenger RNA from Bursaphelenchus okinawaensis, 1389 nucleotides. NCBI's taxonomy places the organism in Eukaryota, Metazoa, Nematoda, Chromadorea, Rhabditida, Aphelenchoididae. The record is from the annotation of a GenBank genome assembly.